AUGUCUCAGCGACGGAGACGGAACCCCUUGAGUCCAUUUGCGCGGGGAUACACACCAGAAAUCAGAGAGGCCAUGGACCGAAUGCCGAUUCCAAACGAAAUCAAAUGUUGCGUCUGCAAGCGGCGUCGCCCGAAGUCGCAGUACUCGAACAAUCAGCUCAACUACCUCCGCCAGGCAAUGUUCGAUCUUGGCUACAGUAACAUCCGUGACCAACAGGUUGCUAAGUGUGGCCCAUGCACGAAUGCUCAGGUUUGUGAGGAGCUGUGUCAUCAUUGCGGUCACUACCGUGCCAUCGAUCAAUUUGCCAGAAACCAACGGAAUCGUGAGAAUCCGAUCUGCCAGCCCUGUAUGAACUACCAGAUGUCCCUCGAUCCUAUCGAUAAAGAUCUUGCAAUCACGGACAAAGCUGUGGUUGAGGAAAAGGGAAAGAAUGAAGGAGAGGAACUCAACUCUGAGUCUGCAGCUCACUCUGAAUCUGUGCCUCUGUCUGGGUCUGCGGGACGCCCUGAGUCUGUCGAUCUCUCUGACUCUCUGGGUCAGCCGGACAGCCUGGAGUGUGGCAUCGAGAAAGCACUUGUCCUGCAUGAUGACUCCUCGGAUAGUGAUAGUAAUGCGAACCGGGGUGGCUUCGCGAAAGUAAAGGCGCACCGUCCCCGCCAGCAGCCUGUUCCCGACCCCGAGCCCGCCCCAGGCUGGGCACCUGGCACCCGCAAGGUUAAUGAUGGCGCUCCUUGGAAAGGAGGAAGGUUUCUCUGA
Messenger RNA from Penicillium concentricum, 756 nucleotides. RefSeq lists its product as uncharacterized. The record is from RefSeq and is a predicted model, not a curated record. Bases 1 to 756 code for a protein of 251 amino acids. The transcript is spliced from 6 exons. NCBI's taxonomy places the organism in Eukaryota, Fungi, Ascomycota, Eurotiomycetes, Eurotiales, Aspergillaceae.